GCACAUUCCCGGGUGGAUCAACCGGGCAGCGACCCUGGCCGGUCCAUUGGUGGGCGGCUGGCUCGGACCCACGACCCCCGCAGCUCCAGUCCCGCCCGCCCCCAAGGCGUUCGACGGACAGGGCUACACGCUCUCGGGCUCGUCGACCACCGCGACCACGCCCGCACCGCCCCCGAAGGAGGCCUCGGCCAUCACCUACACCAUCAAGCCGGUGACGGCCCUGCAGUUCCGUCUGCACGACGGCAGCCGAGCCCAGGCCAGCUUCAACCACUCGCACACGGUCGGCGACGUCAGACAGUACAUCGACAACAUCACAAGUGUGCGAGCCUACGAUCUGUGCACCUCCUUCCCCAAGACCGUGCUGGCCGACCCAGGGCAAACCCUCGCCGAGGCGGGCCUGCUCAACGCGGUCAUCAUCCAGCAGCUCAAGUGAAGCUCACACCAAACUCCAAAGGGCUCUUCUCCUCAUUGCACACAUGA
Messenger RNA from Acanthamoeba castellanii str. Neff, 480 nucleotides. RefSeq lists its product as uncharacterized. The annotation marks the transcript as partial. The record is from RefSeq and is a predicted model, not a curated record. The transcript is spliced from 5 exons. Lineage: Eukaryota; Discosea; Longamoebia; Acanthamoebidae.